CCCGGCCCAGCGGAGCCGCCACGUGCUUGCAGACGCAGCUGCUGCCAGGCACCCGGGGUGGUGCAGACGUGCGGCCGGAGCUCUGGGGCAGACAGAGCUCGGGCAGCCGGGCCGCAACUGGCAGCAUGGCAGCGGCGGCCGGACCCUGGCUGGGCGGCCGGGCGGCAGCGGCAGCGCUGCGAGGUCUGCUGGGCGGCUGCCUUUGGGGAGUCCCGGCUCCCGCUCCGGCCGCCGCGAUCCUCAGCUGCAGUGCCAGGGGCUUCUGCACGGCGGCCGGAGCUGCCGCGGACAUGAAGAGUUAUCUGUGGGAGCGCUACAGGGAGGCCAAGCGGAGCACGGAGGACCUGGUGCCUUCAAUUAUGAGCAACUUGUUGAAUCCAGAUGCAAUUUUCUCCAACAAUGAAAUGAGCCUGUCAGACAUUGAGAUCUAUGGCUUCGAUUAUGACUAUACUCUCGUAUUUUAUUCUAAGCACCUCCACACCCUCAUCUUCAAUGCUGCUCGGGACCUCCUCAUCAAUGAGCAUCGGUAUCCUGCAGAGAUAAGGAACUACGAAUAUGACCCAAAUUUCGCCAUUCGUGGUCUCCAUUAUGAUGUACACCGGGCCAUAUUGAUGAAGAUUGAUGCUUUCCAUUACAUCCAGCUGGGAACUGUGUACAGAGGGCUCAGUGUUGUCCCUGAUGAAGAAGUCAUUGAAAUGUAUGAAGGCUCCCACGUGCCCCUUGAACAAAUGAGUGAUUUCUAUGGAAAGAGCUCUCAGGGAAACACCAUGAAGCAGUUUAUGGACAUCUUCUCCUUGCCAGAGAUGACCCUCCUUUCUUGCGUCAAUGAGUAUUUUCUGAAGAACAACCUCGAUUACGAGCCUGUGCAUCUCUACAAGGAUGUCAAGGAUUCGAUCAGAGACGUGCACACCAAAGGGAUCAUGUAUAGAGCGAUUGAAGCAGACAUCGAGAAGUAUAUCUGCUACGCUGAGCAGACCCGAGCGGUGUUGGCCAAGUUGGCAGAUCAUGGCAAGAAGAUGUUCCUUAUCACCAAUAGCCCCAGCAGCUUCGUGGACAAAGGAAUGCGGUACAUCGUCGGGAAGGACUGGCGGGAUCUGUUCGACGUUGUUAUCGUUCAGGCCGAGAAGCCUAACUUCUUCAAUGACCGGCGGAGACCAUUCCGUAAGGUGACCGAAAGAGGCGUACUUCUCUGGGAUAAGAUCCACAAGUUGGAAAAAGGCCAGAUUUACAAACAGGGCAAUUUAUAUGAAUUUCUGAAGCUUACUGGAUGGAGGGGGUCCAAAGUGUUGUAUUUUGGAGAUCACAUAUACAGUGAUCUGGCUGAUUUAACCCUGAAACAUGGCUGGCGGACAGGGGCCAUUAUUCCUGAGCUGAGAUCAGAGAUCAAGAUCAUGAACACGGAGCAGUACAUUCAGACCAUGACCUGGCUGCAGACCCUGACUGGAUUAUUGGAACAGAUGCAGAUUCACAGAGAUGACACAUCGCAGAUGAUUUUGCAGGAGUGGAAAAAGGAAAGAAAGGAGAUGAGAGAAAUGACCAAAAAUUUCUUCAACUCCCAGUUUGGAAGCUUGUUUCGCACAGACCAGAACCCCACCUACUUCCUGAGGCGCUUGUCUCGAUUUGCUGAUAUCUACAUGGCGUCUCUGAGCUGCCUCCUGAGCUAUGAUGUCAGCCACACAUUCUAUCCCAGGAGGACUCCCUUGCAGCAUGAACUUCCAGCCUGGUCUGACAAGCCCCCAGCGGGGGACUUCAGGAUCCCCUUUACACAAGGGGUGGCCCAGGCCAAGUAACCAAAUAAACCACUCGAGGUGGGCGGACAUUGAGGCAUUAAUACCAAUGAGAGUAUAAACGUAGCUUUUUAAGGAAGUAUGAAUAUUGUAUUUCGCUAUUUAUAUGGUUUUAUCUGGUGAAUAAAUUUCUUUGUUUUGAUAGAAUAGGAAUUCAGAAUUAACUGGUCUAACUCUCUUCUGGUCUGUAGGUCCUAUUAAUGAUAAUGGGAAUUAUGGACACCCAGAAGAGGGGAAAGUAGAGCCCCGCCAAGUUUCUGUUGGCUGAAAGAUGAGCUUCAUAUUGAAAGUCUAUUUAUUCAGCCUUUUGGUUUACAAAGGCCUUGGAGCUGAAUGUUUCUGGGAUAGAUAAGGCCCUUUUUGUACUAGUUCUAGAGUGUCGUACUUGGUCGAGUUUUGACAGUGUUGAAACAAUUGUGUUUCUUGAUCAUUCAUUCAGCAGCUCCCUACUGGGUACCUAAUAUGUACAAGGCAUCAUGGGAAACAGAUACAUAAGUCUUCAUCCUUGCCGUCAGAGAGGUUACAAAGGGGAUGCAGCCUAUUAUAGUGGAAACAGCAGAAGACUUCGGUUGGAAUUCCACUUCUGGUUCUUGUUAGCUGUGUGACCAUGGGCAAAUUGAUGAGGCUCUGAGCUUCAAUUUUCUUACCUCUAAAAUGGGAAUAAUCUUAUAGUAAGAGAGCCCAUUGUAGAUUGGGUAAAAGAGCUGGCCUCAAAGCUGGAGUUUGAGUUCAAGAUCCAUCUCUGACGCAUACCGGUUUUGUGACCCUAGGUAAGUCACUUAUUUGCCCAUAGGCAGUGCUCCUAGACUAUGUUAUAGAUAGCAGAGAGGCACCAAGCUGCAUUAGUAGAGGGAGUUUAUCCCCUAUCUAAAUCUUCGUGGGUCACAGAAUUGUUGUGAUACUCAAAUGAGAUAAUAGAGUGUCCCCAAGGUCUUUAAGAGGGUAAAACCGUAUUAAGACUUUCAGGACUCCCCCACCCCCACCAUAUACAUAAAGUGCUUUGCAAACUUUUAACCCACUGUGUGAAUAUCAGCUAUUGUUAUCAUUGUAAUUAUAAUGUAGCCAAGUUCCAUGCUCAUGCUGGACUGCCAGGCUAAAAGCUAGAGCUCAUCCCUCCCAUCUUUGGUUUUGAGACUUAUUUUGGUACUUCUUUUUUAAUGUGGACAUACCUCGAACCCUGGGAAUUCGCAACACUUCAAAGAAAGUGAAGCCCUGGCUCCUGGGAGGACUCGAGGCUGGAAGAUGAAGUAGGUGGCUAAUUUCCUCACCCUCCCUCAUCCUCCUUCAGCCACCUCCAUACCAGGGGCACACCAACAGUAUCAUGACUCACAGAGGAGAGCCUAUGCCUAGCUGCCACAAAGAAUUUUUUUUCCCUGACAAAGGCAUCUUGGAUAAAUAAUCAUCCCAGGCUACCAAGAAGAAUUCAGGGCUGGAGGUGGGUUGUGGUUCUCAUUUAAGGAAGGUUAUAGAUUCACGUGCAAAAUAAGACAGCAGGAGGAUGAGAAUAUCAGGAAACAGUUUGAAACAAUCCACAUGAAUUAUCCAAAAGCUGUUAAAAAAGCAAAAAACUACGUCAGUCUCAUGGUUUGCUACUAAAGAUGGGAUGAAGGCACAAGGAGAAUCUUUUUGUAACAAACUUACGUGAUCCUCCCACCUCCUCUUAAAUGUUAUUAAAAUGAAUGCACAGAUAGCAAGCCUAAUAUUAAUCCACAAGACCCCAGGGCAGGCAACAGACUAGAAUGAAAUUAGCAGUGCUGGGGAAAGAGGGAGAUGUUGCUCAUGCAUCGUCUCAGACCCUUGACUUUGGGGUCUUUUGUAUACUUUCUUAGUGAGUGGUUUGGGGGUUGAGGUGAUUCUUGCAUUGUUGGUUGAGCAGUGCAGGGUUUCAGCAGUUCCUAACCUUUUUUUGUGUCAUGGACUCAAAGUCUUUGUUGAAUAAUAUUUUUAAAUGCAUGAAAUAAAAUGCAGAAGACUC
This is a messenger RNA of Trichosurus vulpecula (common brushtail), 3762 nucleotides long. It is a transcript of the gene NT5DC3, whose product is annotated as 5'-nucleotidase domain containing 3. The coding region runs from base 126 to 1790 and encodes 554 amino acids. The record is from RefSeq and is a predicted model, not a curated record. Lineage: Eukaryota; Metazoa; Chordata; Mammalia; Diprotodontia; Phalangeridae. Gene Ontology annotation, molecular function: 5'-nucleotidase activity. The transcript has 14 exons.